Colletotrichum truncatum is the source of this 264-nucleotide messenger RNA. RefSeq lists its product as uncharacterized. The record is from RefSeq and is a predicted model, not a curated record. Lineage: Eukaryota; Fungi; Ascomycota; Sordariomycetes; Glomerellales; Glomerellaceae.
AUGGCGCCAUCUGGGGCACGCGCCGUCACCGAGAUCGUGAUCCAGAUCCGAUCGGACUCGUGGACCCUAGACCCCAUCAAUCCUCCGCCGGGGCCUCGUGUGCGGGCCGUUCCGACCUCCUCAGUUGUCAUGCGUCUCAAGAUGACAUGGUUCGGCUGGGGAAAGACGGGGCGAGGCGACUCGAUUGAUGCCGCUUGCAAGAGCCCCAAUGCGCCACCUGCAGAUGACGCGCCGAACGCCACAAAGCCGUCGACGUGCGAGUAG